Messenger RNA from Lycium barbarum (goji berry), 1729 nucleotides. RefSeq lists its product as uncharacterized. The record is from RefSeq and is a predicted model, not a curated record. Bases 142 to 1419 code for a protein of 425 amino acids. Lineage: Eukaryota; Viridiplantae; Streptophyta; Magnoliopsida; Solanales; Solanaceae. The transcript has 10 exons.
GAUUGCCUGAUAUUUGGCUGCAAUUAGUUCAAUUUUUCCCUCUAUUUUCCAAGAACCCUUCAUGCAUUGAUCUGGUGGGUAUAAUAAAGUGAAAUUCUUUACCUAGGAAUUAGCAGAGACAAGAGGUAAACUGCACGAAGGAUGUCGAAGUCUCUCAAUGAGGACCUGCUUCGAUUAUCAAAGCCAAUAAGAGAAUCACUCUCCAAGGCAGCUUAUACGCCUCCAGAGGGUUCCAAUGUCUCUAUCAAAUCCAUGCUACAGUCUCUUCUUUCCGACUCAGAAAUCGAAAUAAGGGAUUUUAGCUUAUGUUGUGCUGCAUUGGCGUCUGCCUCGGGAUCCACCUACAAUCAACUCAUUUGGGUUCCCAAUUCGCUAUCUGUAACUGCUGCCUCUGCCUUCAGAGAACUAUCUAAAGCUUAUGCUACCAAGGUUGUUGGUGGGAAUCAUGAGUUGAUCGAAAUUGGCGAGCCGGAUGUGGAUCUUCCAAAUGAGAAAAUGUUGGCCAUACACUUAUUCCCUCAAGUGUUGCCUUUGCUAAAAGACAGAAUUAACGAGAGCACGAUUGAUAAAUCAAUUGAUGGUCAUGAGAUAUCAGCUGCAAGCGCUAGAGUUCCUUUAGCAUACGCCGUUCUGGCUGCUUAUCAGUUUAGAUGGCUCAUUUCUCAGGUGGAUUAUCCUCACCUAGGAAAAGUGUGUCCUUUGGUGAUUCCAUGUGCCCUAACAGCUCUUGAUCACUGGUCCUCUGAAGUAAAGGGACAGGGCAUGGUUAGCUUAAUACAUCUGGCGGAAAAUGUCAAUGCUGCUGAGAUUGGUUGGUAUGAAGAUGUAAUUCUUGAUGCGUGCUGCCAAAAUAUUGCUUCCGAUGAUGGGAUAUGGGAGCAUGUGGUUCAAAUGUCUGUACUUAUGGUGACCUUCACCCAGAAAAGUAAUCCUCGAAGCAUAUGGUAUGAAAAAUUGUUGAAUGAGAUGUUGAGUCACUUGGAAAGGCAACCAAGAAACAAGGAGCGACGUAUUGCAUGGCUACAGCAUAUUGAGCCACUGUUCAACGGUCUUGGUCUUAUACUGCUAGCUCAUUUCAGGCGACUUUUUCCCCUUUUCUUCCAGUGGAUGCAUGCAGAUGACGACAUAACUAUUCUACUGGUUCUUGAACGGGUCAAAUCAGUUGUAAAGUUGACAUGGAUAAGGAAUUCGCCACACAUUGAAAGGUUGGUGGAUGAACUUGUUAGUCUAUACAAGGAGGCAGCGCUGAAAAUUGCACGUGAAGAAAUCAGAAAACUUGUUCUUCAGACUAUAAUUUUGAUCCAACAAUCCAAGGGCUCGCAGUUCAAAGCCGCUUGGGACAAGCACAAGGAUGAUCCUGACUUGACAAUUUUCCACCAUUCCUUUAGUGAACAACAACCUGCAAUGGUCGCUCAAUGAUGAGACUUAUGCUUUUCAACAAUUCAUCAGACGAAGGGAUUGAGAGUUAUUGGCAUCCAUGUAAAUAGUUAGUUGUCCAUAGGCACCUACUUUCAAGUUUAAGAUAUGUUGUCACAAUUCAGUAUUUCGUAUUUGAGAUGUAUUUAUUUUAGUAUGAUUUCUCAUGUACUUAAGCUCAUCUCGUUGUAGUGUGAGUCCUAUGUCAGGUAGAUGAAAGAAAUUGACGUUUCUAUUUCUCCUGGAAAAUGUGUUUACCAUUACAUUGCCAUUUUUCUGUAAAUCUUAAUGCAAAAUUAGCUUAUUUUUACCA